Messenger RNA from Salvia splendens (bonfire salvia), 1019 nucleotides. RefSeq lists its product as uncharacterized. Lineage: Eukaryota; Viridiplantae; Streptophyta; Magnoliopsida; Lamiales; Lamiaceae. The record is from RefSeq and is a predicted model, not a curated record. The transcript is spliced from 3 exons. Gene Ontology annotation, molecular function: ubiquitin protein ligase activity. The coding region runs from base 146 to 904 and encodes 252 amino acids.
AUCAACUCUACGCCAUAUAAUCUUAUGCUGCAAUAUUCAAGAAAAUUGAUAGCACUCAAAUUUAUCCACGAUUGGAAAAGGAAGCCGUCGAUCACUGUCUUUACUCUGUGAGUGUUUUGGUCUAAAAAGUCCCGAGAUUCCUGCAAUGGAAGGGGAAACAAAUCAGGAUCAUUCCUUUCUCGGAGCAUUGGACUCACCGGAAGGCUCUCCUAGCAGUAAUGCUGUGGAUGGCUUGGCUUCUGAUGGUAACAGGCAUGACGGAAGUAACGUUGGCACAAGUAACCUGCAAGAACAAACCUUCGAUGAUGAUGCUGUGCCACAAAAGGAGAUUCUGGUCCGUGGCACUGCCUCGGGAAGUUUAACUACAUCAUCAAGUGCGUCUUCUUCUGAUCAACCGAGUUCAAGUAGUGGAAUUGGUAGACUACUCUCUGGACGCUUCACAUUUAAGUCCAACCAGCUGGUAAAGAAGUUAUUGCAGAAUAGUGUUCAUUUACGUGUCGGUGGCAUUGACUCAAGAAGUUUAUCUAUAUCAUUACAUGUGCCUUCUUCUAAUCAACAAUGGUAUACAAGUAUUGGAGUUAGUACUCGUGGACUACGCCUCACUCCUCUCAGAAACUUAGCUCCAAGGCUAGUUGGAAAUGUUGCUCAGGUGUCCGGAAAUCAGGAGUGGAUAAGUGACUAUCCGUGGAGUACUGGACUGAGUGAGGAACAGAUUCGCGGCCGUUUGAAAGAGCGGAAGCAUACAAAGGAAAGAUGCAGCAUCUGUCUGGAGGAUUAUGAUGAAGGAGAUGAUCUUGGGAUAUUGGAUUGUAAGCAUGAGUUCCACAAGAGUUGCAUCGAGAAAUGGUUGCUACUGAAGAACACAUGUCCAAUUUGCAUAAGAAAAGCCUUGGAAAUUGAAUGAUGGAAAUAGCAGCAAUCAAGAAAAUGUAAAUUAAAUGUUAAAAUCAAUACAAUACAUUUCAUUGCUAAGGUCAUUAUGCAAGAGCUGUGAUAACCGUUUUAACUGAUUCCCGCUG